This is a messenger RNA of Pyrus x bretschneideri (Chinese white pear), 2067 nucleotides long. RefSeq names its product probable transcription factor PosF21. The transcript is spliced from 4 exons. Gene Ontology annotation, molecular function: DNA-binding transcription factor activity. The record is from RefSeq and is a predicted model, not a curated record. Gene Ontology annotation, cellular component: nucleus. Lineage: Eukaryota; Viridiplantae; Streptophyta; Magnoliopsida; Rosales; Rosaceae. Gene Ontology annotation, biological process: regulation of DNA-templated transcription. Bases 407 to 1645 code for a protein of 412 amino acids.
UUCCGGGAAAAUUCCCACCAAAUUUCCCAUAUUUUCCCGGAAAUUUACCAUGUUCAGCUGCUGUGCUUUGCUCUGCGAUGGUUUCUAGGGUUUUUUUCGUGCUGAUGGUCUUGUACGUGUUUGCUUAAUUUCCUUUUGAAGCUCAAGCUCUUGUAUUUAUUUUGCACUUGUCGCUGUCAGAUCUCUAUUUCCUGGGGUUUGUAAUUUAUGCAACUUUUACUUUUUUGAUUGGAGGGAGUAUGUUCGUGUUGUUUCAUAUCUCAAUUGGCUCUUUUUCUUAUUUGAGGAUCUGAAUUUGGAUACUUUGGCUUAGAUUUUGAUCAGCUCGUAAAGGAGUUGGCAUUUCUUGGGAUUUUUGGUAUCUUAGUUAUUUUAAGGGUAAAUUUAGUUUGUGAUUCUUAUAGAGAUGGAUAAGGACAAGUCCCCUGCCCAUGGUGGUGGUUUCCCACCCCCAUCAGGCAGGUACUCGGGUUUCUUGCCGGCCGGAGCUGCUUUCAAUGUGAAACCUGAGCCAUCCUCUUCAUCACCAUUCCCUCCACUGGCCUCGGGUGCUAGUGCGGACUCGGGUCAUUUUGGUCAUGGGAUGUCUGCUGAAUCUAGUCUCUUUAGCCAUGAUAUUAGCCGAAUGCCAGAUAACCCACCAAGGAAAUUGGGCCAUAGACGUGCUCAUUCGGAAAUCUUGACCCUUCCAGAUGAUAUUAGCUUUGAUAGUGACCUUGGUGUUGUGGGUGGUGCGGAUGGUCCUUCAUUUUCGGAUGACACGGAGGAAGACUUGUUCUCUAUGUACCUUGAUAUGGAAAAGUUCAAUUCGUCAUCUGCUACAUCAUCCUUUCAAUUCGGGGAGCCAUCAUCUUCUGCAGCAACACCUGCUCCAGCAAUAGCACCAUCAUCAAGAGCACCCACUUCGUCUGCAGAGAAUAUUGCCAUCGGUUCUAAUGAGAGGCCUAGAGUUAGGCACCAACAUAGCCAGUCAAUGGAUGGGUCGUCAACCAUCAAACCAGAGAUGCUGGUUUCCAGUUCAGAAGAUAUCAAUGCAGCUGAUUCCAAGAAAGCCCUGUCAGCUACUAAGCUUGCAGAGCUCGCCCUGGUUGAUCCAAAACGUGCAAAGAGGAUCUGGGCAAAUAGGCAGUCAGCUGCAAGGUCAAAAGAAAGGAAAAUGCGAUAUAUUGCUGAGCUUGAACAGAAAGUCCAGACGUUGCAAACAGAGGCAACAUCCUUGUCUGCUCAAUUGACUCUCUUGCAGAGAGAUACAAAUGGUCUGACUGCUGAGAACAGUGAACUGAAACUGCGUUUGCAAACAAUGGAGCAACAGGUUCACUUGCAAGAUGCAUUAAACGAUGCACUGAAAGAAGAAAUUCAGCAUCUGAAAGUUAUGACUGGCCAAGCUAUGCCAAAUGGUGGACCUAUGAUGAACUACACUUCUUUUGGCGGGGCGGGUCAGCAGCAGUUCUAUCCAAACAAUCAAGCAAUGCACACCCUUCUAACCGCACAGCAGUUUCAACAGCUCCAGAUUCAUUCUCAGAAGCAGCAGCACCAGUUUCAGCAGCAUCAGCUCCAUCAACUUCAGCAGCAACAGAUGCAGCAGCAGCAUCAGCAACAGCAACAGCACAGCAACAGCAGCAGCAACAACAAAGUGGGGAGUUGAAAAUAGGAGGAUCUGUGCCUUCGCCAAGCCAGAAAGAUAGUACAUCAGAGGUCAACCAAUCUGUAACGAAGGAUUGAAAUGUUAUCGGGUCUACCAAAAAUUAAAGACGGAUGAGGCAUUGUUCAAAAAUUGUAGUUGCAAAGCCGCCUCCAGUUAGGACUUACCCUCGCUUCCCUUCCUUCCCCUCCUCCUCCCCCUCCCCCUUCUGUUUUUGAGUCUGGUUAGAUACACCUAGAUGACACCUUUGUUUGUAGCCUGUUGUAUACAUAUCGUUUUAGUUGUAGAUCGAAUGAUGGGGUUAAUUUUCGGUCGUGUACCGUAUGGUUGUUGCACCUUGUGAUUUGUGUUUUGUUCCUGGUAAUUAUGGUGGAUUUAGAUUAUGAAGAUUUGUUAUCUGAAAAUUAAAUGUGUUUUUGGGAUUA